AUUUAAUGGCGCAGUUUGGAAGAUAAGGCGCAAAAACUCAAAAAAGUGUUAACAAACUUCUUUACUAACUUUUUCAUGUAAAAAAUAAAUUCACAAAUGAUGGAUGCCGAUAAAGUUGCCAAUUUCUUUCCUUUAACUUGCAGAAAAGAUGUUUUAAAUUUGAUUAAUUCUUUCAUCACUUCGAAAAGUCCAGACCCGGUUAUGAUUUCACUAAUUUUAGGCAAAAUAGAGCACGAGUUAACGCAAUUUCCAUGCAAAAAUGACUCGAGUGUUAACGAUCUUUACUCGAAAGUUGACUUCAAAGAGUUAAAAACUAUGCACAACAAUUAUUUAGAGUACUUGAGGAAGCCGGUGCUAAUUGAAAAAACGUUCACUAACGACGACGACGAUGACGAAGAAAAAACGAUUUGUGGCCGAAAUAAACUCAAUCGCGAACAUGCGCAAACAUCAAAACGUGAAAAAAUAAAAGAAAUUUACAACAAAGUUUGGUUUAAAUUGGCCAGGAGUUAUCGCAAAGAUAGACAUCACAUGCAGACUAUCUAUAGUCUGCUAAAUGAUCAGAAACUAGAUUGCUUUGGUGUGAGCAUCAGUGUUGUGCUAUCCUGUCAUCUCCUAGAUCUUCGUGAUGUCACAUUGGUGAUGUCAGAGGAUCAUUCCUGGAUUGAAUUCAACAUAGAGGACAUCUGUAAUGAUGUAAUCAACAACGACAUCAACACCACCAAUGUUGUUCAGAGGGAUACGAUCAGAGGUUACGAUGAUGAGGUUGGCCGGCAAAGUAUGGAAGUUACCUGGCAUGGCAAACAAACAAAAGAUAAGAGAGGGUGUCGUGUGGUAAGCCCGGAGAAGAGGUGGCUGACGAGUGGGGGCCAGGCAGUUAGGUGCAAAUCAGGGAUUUCCUUGGUGGCUGCUAUGGUCUGCAAAAUGAAUCCCAUCAUCGACGCCGGUGCUGAAUCAAAGGAACUUUUGGCUUUGAAAUUCGUUUGUGUCCCUUAA
Molecule: messenger RNA, 993 nt
Organism: Helobdella robusta
Lineage: Eukaryota; Metazoa; Annelida; Clitellata; Rhynchobdellida; Glossiphoniidae
Exons: 3
Coding region: 97-993 (298 amino acids)
Biological process (GO): negative regulation of cell cycle; negative regulation of cell population proliferation; regulation of transcription by RNA polymerase II
Cellular component (GO): chromatin; histone methyltransferase complex; nucleus
Molecular function (GO): chromatin binding; transcription cis-regulatory region binding; Y-form DNA binding
Source: RefSeq, a predicted model, not a curated record